This is a messenger RNA of Cucurbita pepo subsp. pepo (vegetable marrow), 992 nucleotides long. RefSeq lists its product as uncharacterized. NCBI's taxonomy places the organism in Eukaryota, Viridiplantae, Streptophyta, Magnoliopsida, Cucurbitales, Cucurbitaceae. The record is from RefSeq and is a predicted model, not a curated record.
CACAUUCUAUCAACAAAUAUCUCUUUCGAUUCACAGCGCUUCUCUCUCUCUCUCUCUCUCUCUCUCUCUCUGUGUUCAUAUGGGCAGGUCUUUAAGUUGCCUUCCCCACUGUUCCCCAUAUCCCAAUCCUUCUUAAAUCCUUGUUUCAUUUUUCAAUUUCCUCUUCAGAUCAUUGCUUGUAUGCCUCUCAAAUCCUCCACUUUUUCUGCUCUUCAAUCCACCAACGCCCUCAUGAAUAAUCCUUCUCUGUUUUUGUGAUUUUCUUUUCGUUUUCUGCAGAUUCACUUACUGUAAUGCCUUCUUUCCAUUGAUUCGUAUGGCCUUCGUUUCUUAUCAGUGGCCAUCUGUUGCGUGAUUUUUUUCGUUCUUGGAGUUCUUAAAGAGGAUGGGUAGAGGUCGAGGAAAGGGGAGGAAGUUGACCGUUACAAAUCAUGACGAUGCUGGAAGUGGUGAGGAAGAGAAGAUUCCUGCGCAAAAGCGAAGGGGAAGGCCACAAAAGCCAUUGAAGGACGAGAUCGACGAGGAAGAAGCUGAAAAGAUAGAAGACGACGACAUCGAGAACGUGAAAGGCAAUGAAAUUGUGAGCAAGGAGAUGAAAAGCAGCAGCAGCCCAGCUGCAGCAACAGAGAAUGGGAAAAGGAGGAGAAGAAGCUCACAAGUGAAAGAAAAGCUCGAUCCAGUCAAAGACGAAAAUGGAGACGGAACACGAUCAAGCACCGAUGAAUCAACCAGAUCGAAUGGAUUUCGCCACAACGGAAGCAGGAGAAAAAGCAAGCCCCGUCGAGCUGCUGAAGCAGGCGUUAACUGCAAGUGAAACAACUCUGAAAGAAUCUGGUUUUUCAAGGUAGAAAAUGAGGCAUAGUGAGUGAGUGAUCUUCCAGAUUACACCAUAUUUUGUGUUCUCAAUCUCUUCUUCUCUUCAUAUAACUAUUUCCCAUCAUCAUCAUCAUCAUCAUCAUUCCUUUGUUAUUUCUAAAAAAAAAUGUUGAAUU